AUGUCUAAUGAAGAUGAUCAGCAACUUAUCUCAAAUAGUGUUUUCAACAAUGUAGAGGGAGAAAGAAUGUCUAAUGAAGAUACUCACAAGAGAAUCUCAGGUGAUGUUUAUGAUGGUGAACAAUAUUUAAAUGAUGCUUUAACGGAAGAGUCGGAUAACAAUGAUGUCUCUUCACCAUAUCAAUCAAGGACCUGGACACCAAAUGUAGGGGAUAUGUUUAAGCCUAUUGUUGGAACAAAGUUUGGAAAUUUGAAAGAUGCAUUUGAGGCUUACAAAAAGUAUUCKWMAGCAGCAGGUUUUGAUGUUAGAAAGUCUACACAAAGAACGGAUAGGAAAGGAAUUGUGCUAAGAAAGUUCUUUGUUUGUAGCAAAGAAGGUAUGAAGAAGAGAKCAUCAUAUAAUACCUUGGAAGGAACUUCUAAGAAAGACAAACGUAGGAGACUUGAAUUCCGAAGUUCUUGUCCUGCUUGCAUUAAGCUUCAUGUUGUACAUGGGAAUUGUUAURAAGUGUAUAAGWUKGUGGAAGAACACAACCAUUGCCUUGUUUUACCAGAGGAUGAGCAUUUACUACGUUCRAAUAGAAAGAUGAGUUAUUCACAACAAUAUUUUACUAUGAAGCUUUCRAAUGCAAACAUUGGUCCAGUUUCUUCGUACAACUUGGCGAAGGAGAUGGUAGGUAGCUAUGACAGAGUAGGGGCUACUAAGACAGAAUUUAAAAACUUUUCGAGAGACGUUUCAUCUUUUAUUGGGAAUAAAKACGCACAAAUGAUUGUGGACAAGUUUACACUAAAGAAAGAUACGAUGCCGAACUUUUCUUUCGAGUAUUUAGUUGGUGACAAAGGAGAGUUAAGUGGUUGUUUUUGGGCAGAUGAAACUUGUAAAUUGAACUACAAAGCAUUUGGUGAUGUAGUUUCAUUUGACGCAACAUUCAAAAAGAACAAGUACAAUAUGAUGAAAAAGGAGCCUUAUGCAUGGUUACUUAAUGCAUUCCUUUUUGUGCAUGGUUCUGAACCACAAAUGGUUAUAACAGAUCAAGAUUUAGGAAUGAAAGCAGCAAUAGAAGUUAUUUUCAAGAGUGCAAAGCAUCGACUUUGUAUGUGGCAAAUAAUGAAUAAACUUCCUUCAAAGGAGAUUAUUGCAUCGUUGUGGACAUGUUCAKCAUUGAGUAAAGAUAUAAUUCAAGACAGGGAUAAAGAAAGAAAAGGAGAAUUUAAGUGCUUCAUACAAUUCAAUGUUAUUAGAUGGCAUCAUGAGAUCAAGAAAGUUCCAAAACGCUACAUACUUCAACGUUGGAGAAAAGAUGCUGUAAAGUUACCAUCAACAAAAGCAAUGUUGAAUGGAACUCCAGAUACAAACAAUGCGCUUUCGGACAUAUACUCAUCAGUUGGACGCGUUACAAGUUGUUUGGGAAAUGACAUUGAAAAACUUGGUCAGUUUAUUGAGUGUAUCAAGUUGUUUGAGAAUGAAUUAGAAUCUAAUAGCAUUAGCGAAUCUUCAAGGAGCAAAAAGGAUACAAUUGAGAGCUUUACUGGAAUAACACAACCUGCUGAAAUAACAAUUAAAAGUGAGCUCCCUUUUGCCUUUUGGAGUUUAUCAUACAUGCAUAGAUUAAGUGAUAUGAGGAAGCAUUAUUGUGUUUUGCCAACAGUUCUAAUUGUACUCUCGUUUACGAUUAACGUUGUAUCAUCUUCUUCGUCUUCCACCAUCUCAAGACGUUUUCGCUUCAACGUUGAAUGGAAGAAUAUCAGUCGUGUAUGCAAUAGAAAAGCAAUAUUAACAGUAAAUGGGGAGUAUCCAGGACCAACGAUUGCUGUAAAUGAAGGAGAGCAGGUAGAGAUUAAGGUGACGAAUGGUGUUCCCAGAAACACCACCAUCCAUUGGCAUGGAAUCAAACAACUACGAAGUGGAUGGGCAGAUGGGCCAGCAUAUGUUACCCAGUGUCCCAUAAAACCAGGUGGAUCUUAUACGUACAAGUUCACUGUGACCGGUCAGAGGGGUACCCUCUGGUGGCAUGCUCAUAUUGCUUGGCAGCGUGCCACCGUCUAUGGCGCCAUCGUCAUAUACCCUCGUAUGCCCUACCCGUUCUCUAUUCCAAUUGAAGCCGAAAUCCCCAUCAUAUUUGGAGAAUGGUGGAACUUACCUGUUGAAGGGAUAGAAGACGAAAUGUACAAGUUUGGCAGUGGUCCGAACUCAUCCGAUGCCUAUACCAUUAAUGGUUUACCUGGAUCACUUUACCCUUGCUCUCUCAAAGAUACUUUUAUUCAGACUGUGGAACAUGGGAAGACCUACAUGCUUAGGAUCAUCAACGCAGCCCUUAACGACGAGCUCUUCUUCACCAUAGCCAACCAUACACUUACAGUCGUCGAGAUCGAUGCGUCGUACACCAAACCCUUUGAUACCAAAGCCAUCAUGAUCACACCAGGACAAACAUCUACCGUGCUCUUCACUGCAAAUCAGUACCACCAUGACUCCACCGGAUUGUUCGUUAUGGCCGCCAGGCCUUACCUCACCACUGUAUUCCCUUUCGACAACUCUACCACAAUCGGUUUCUUGAAAUACAAAGGAACAAUGGCAGAAAAUAUGCUUCUCCCGGAACCAUCUGAUCUUGUUUUGCCUCAACAUCUCCCACAAAUGGAAGAUCACGCGUUUGCCACAACAUUUUCACGCCAACUCCGGAGUCUUGCAACGGCCAGGUACCCUUGUAACGUGCCAAAAAAGAUUGAUAAACGUGUUGUUAUCACUAUCAGUCUUAACCUUCAAGAUUGUCCUGCUAACCAAACUUGCAAAGGGUUGAAUGGGAAGAGAUACGCAGCUUCCAUGAACAACCAAUCAUUUAUCCGUCCCCCUACCUCAAUACUGGAAUGGUAUUACCUAAAUUCUUCUUCUACUCAGUACUCUUAUGACUUCCCACACAAGCCACCACAUGUUUUUGACUAUACAGGAAUCGACCCAUUGAUGCAUAACCUAAAUCCAGAUUUCGGUACAAAACUCUUUGCGGUGGAGUAUGGGACGAGGUUAGAAAUCGUUCUUCAAGAUACAGGUUUUCUUAACUUGGAAAAUCACCCGAUUCAUAUUCAUGGCCAUAACUUUUUCAUCGUGGGUACGGGAUAUGGAAAUUACAAUGCGGACAAGGAUACUGUGGGAUACAACCUUGUAGAUCCACCUGAGAGGAACACGGUCGGGGUACCAAUGGGGGGAUGGGCAGCGGUUCGAAUCAAUGCAGAUAAUCCAGGGGUAUGGUUUAUGCACUGCCAUCUUGAAGAACAUACUUCGUGGGGUCUUGCUUCGGGUUUCAUCGUGAAGAGUGGUUCGAAGUCAUCUCAAAGCUUGCUUCCACCCCCUGAUGAUCUUCCUGCAUGUUGA
Cynara cardunculus var. scolymus (artichoke) is the source of this 3363-nucleotide messenger RNA. RefSeq names its product laccase-1-like. Gene Ontology annotation, biological process: lignin catabolic process. Gene Ontology annotation, molecular function: copper ion binding; hydroquinone:oxygen oxidoreductase activity. The transcript has 13 exons. NCBI's taxonomy places the organism in Eukaryota, Viridiplantae, Streptophyta, Magnoliopsida, Asterales, Asteraceae. Bases 1 to 3363 code for a protein of 1120 amino acids. The record is from RefSeq and is a predicted model, not a curated record. Gene Ontology annotation, cellular component: apoplast.